Scutellospora calospora is the source of this 462-nucleotide messenger RNA. The record is from the annotation of a GenBank genome assembly. NCBI's taxonomy places the organism in Eukaryota, Fungi, Glomeromycota, Glomeromycetes, Diversisporales, Gigasporaceae.
AUGAUACUUGAUAAAAAUUAUUCUUAUCGUUUAAUAAAUAUCACUGAUUAUUUUGGAAGAAAUAUUAAAACUGAAGAUGAAAAUAACAGCAGAAAAAUUAUGAGAUAUAGAAAAUGGUUAGAAGAUAAUUUUUUUUCUGAUAAAGCUAUGGAAAAAAAGGAAUUUGAUAAUAUUAUCCAUGAAUGGAAUAAUAGUAAAAAAGAUAUCAAAUCAAUUGAUAAAUGGAAUAAAAAAGACAUUUUUUUAUUUGAAAAAUUAUUGAAUAUUAUUGAAGAUGAUGACGUAUUUAAAUUAUUACUUGAAAAAUAUAAUGACGGAAUUUUAUUAAAUCUAUUAGAUGAUAUUAGAUUGAUACGCGAAAAAAUAAAUUUCAAAAAGCUGGAAGAAAAAACUGCUGAUGAAAAAGAAUUGAAUGUUAAAGCUGAUAAAUUGAUAAAUAGAAUUUAUAAUCGUUUUUCAUAA